Molecule: messenger RNA, 1327 nt
Organism: Scatophagus argus
Lineage: Eukaryota; Metazoa; Chordata; Actinopteri; Scatophagidae
Gene: ccdc32
Product: coiled-coil domain containing 32
Exons: 4
Coding region: 159-749 (196 amino acids)
Biological process (GO): cilium organization
Source: RefSeq, a predicted model, not a curated record
UCACGCUAAAUAGGAACGUGGGCUUUCGCUCUUUAAAGACUUGUGUAUCAUGGGCACAGUUAGCAGGCGAGGCUAAUCUUCAGUCUUUAAAUUCAUACAUUACAGGAAAUAACAGUUAAUCUAGUGAUAUUUUCACACCGUUGGUCAGCACAUCAACAAUGGUUGACGAUUUCGAGGGUCAGAAGGUCCGGUCCAGCGGGGAGCUGUGGUCCGAAAUCUGCUCCAGCCUGCCUGAAGUGCGAGCUGAAGCAUCUCCUGAGAACAACACGGAGUUCAACGACUCUUUCCAGCCAGCAGCGCAAGUCGGAGUGCAGGUCAUUGGACAGUCAAAUGGGACAAAUACCAGUUCUUCUAGCGCCAAAUGGGAACCCAUGGAGGAUUCUGAGAUCUACAUAGCCAGUUUAGAAAACCGCCUGAAGAAACUAAAGGGGCAGCCCAGUGACGUGACCUCCAGGGACAUGUUGCGCUCUUUGUCUCAAGCUAAAAAAGAAUGCUGGGACAGAUUUCUGCAUGACGCCCAGACCUCAGAGCUCUUCCAAGGUGGUGACAUGGAUGAGAGUGCUCUCGAACACUUCAAGAGGUGGCUGAUCCCUGAGAAGGUGGCCAUCAGUGCAGAAGAGCUGGAAUAUCUCCUGAGGCCGUCUCAUACUAAGGAACCCACUGAACUAAACCAAACACAGAACGAUGAAGACACGGAGGGAGGGACACACAACAGUGAGGAAGACGAUGCUCACAGCCCGGAGAAAUAAGUAUGCUUAAAAUAAUGAUGCUGAAAGAAGAACUAAUUUGGUUACCCUUCUACACUCUUUUUAAGCUGCUUUAUGUUCUGGCCAAAGCUUUUGUUAACAGUGGUCAUAGAGGCAAUUACAGCCUGUCAUCAUCCUCUGUAUCCCCAGCAACUGAGUGUUAAGUACUUAUUCAGUCAUGUGUACUUUGUCCUUGCUAUUCAUCCCUUCAACAAUCACACCAUGAAAAAGUAUAAUAAAGAGUCUGAAAUUAGACUUGUUUGUCCUGUUGCAGGGAAAUUUGCAUCUAAUCUUCAUGGUGACUCCCACUAUAUCACUUACAACAAUGGCUCUCUGCUCUCAAUAUAAGUGCAAAGGCUAAUGAAGGACCACAUGCAGUAUCAUGUUGUAAAUUAGAGUGAUUACGUAAGCAGUGUAUUAUAUUGCAGAGACAUUAGUUUUCUGAUUCUAAAAUUUGACAUUUCUAGAGUAGAAAUAUAUUCCUAAAAAUAUUGUAACAUAUUGUGUAACAUCUCUGUUUUUCCCAUGUUGCCUUUACAUCUGUAGUUUUACCCACAUUUCAAUAAAAAAAAGAGAAUGGA